AUGAGGACUUUUACCGUGGUGGCGGUCUUGUGCUUUGCGGCACUGGCCGUGGCUACUUCAUCUCUGAACGAGAAGGGCCCCAAGGGUGACCGCGGAGAAACCGGUGCCCAGGGUCUGCCCGGCCCCCAAGGCCCCGGUGGCAAGGGUGGCGACGGUGGUUACAACGGGCGCAACGGUGCCCUCGGUGAGGACGGCGAUCGCGGAGACAAGGGCCUUGCCGGCCGCCCCGGCCUCAAGGGCGAGAAGGGCACUGACGGCCGCAAGGGUAUGAUUGGCGAGCAGGGCGAUGCCGGAGAUCAAGGCCAGCCCGGUGACAAUGGACGCGACGGCCCCAAGGGCUACCCCGGUUCCCCCGGUGUGGCCGGCGCCGACGGCACUGAUGGCCGCCCCGGCGAGGACGGCCUUCCCGGCCCCGACGGUGACGACGGUCUUCCCGGUCUCGACGGUACCAACGGCGUGGACGGCUCUGAUGGCGCCAUGGGCGACAAGGGCUACAAGGGCGACACUGGCCGUGCUGGCCGCCCCGGUCGUCCCGGUGAGGCCGGUAUCAAGGGCCGCGACGGUCUUGACGGUGCUCCUGGCUCUGCUGGUCCUGAUGGUGACCGUGGCUUCCCCGGCUACACCGGCGACAAGGGCCGCGCUGGUCCCGCUGGUCCCUCUGGUACUCCUGGCUCCAACGGCCGCCCCGGUCCUGAUGGCCGCAAGGGCGAACGUGGUGACAUUGGCUUCCCCGGCUUCCCCGGUCCCGACGGUGCCACUGGCCGCCCCGGCCGCCCCGGCCCCGAUGGCCGCCCCGCUAACAAGGGUGCUGCUGGCCCCAUGGGCUCGGCUGGUCCCCAAGGUUUCAAGGGCCAAAAGGGUGCUGCUGGUGUGGACGGCAACGACAACUCGAAGGGUGCCACUGGCCCCCGCGGUGAGACUGGCCUCGAUGGCCGCGACGGCACCGACGGUCCCACUGGUCCCCGCGGUGAUGCCGGCUUCAAGGGCGUGAAGGGCCGCAAGGGCAAGGACGCCGCCAAGGGUCAGAACGGUGUGGACGGCCUCAAGGGUCAAACCGGUCUCAAGGGUCUCCGUGGUGACGACGCGCGCUCUCAAGGCCCCAUCGGCCCCCGCGGUGAGCCCGGUAUCAAGGGUCAGCCCGGACCUGCCGGUCGCACUGGUCCUCAGGGUGCCAAGGGUACCAAGGGUCGCUCCGGUUUCCCCGGCUUCAAGGGUGCCAUGGGUCCCGACGGUGACGACGGCGCGGAUGGUGUUCCCGGAACCGACGGUGACAAGGGUAUGCCUGGUGCCAAGGGCCGUGCUGGUGAGCCCGGUCUCGAUGGUUCGGAUGGUCGCGACGGCAGCAAGGGCGCUCGCGGUGACCGCGGUUUCCCCGGUUUCACUGGUGACAAGGGCGAGGCUGGUACCCCCGGCCGCAACGGCGACGACGGUGACAACGGUCUUGAUGGUCGCCCCGGUCGUCAGGGCCCCAAGGGCUUCAAGGGUCUGACUGGCGUCAACGGUGACUCUGGACCCCAGGGUCCCAAGGGUGACGAUGGUGGCGCCAAGGGCCGCAUGGGUGUUGACGGCGACGGCGGUGACAAGGGCUACAAGGGCCGCGAUGCGAACAACGGUGUCAAGGGUCGCGAUGGUCAGCCCGGUGAGGAUGGUCUCCCCGGCUUUGUCGGUCCUGCCGGUAACAAGGGUAUCACUGGUCGCCCUGGCCGUGAUGGUGACAUCAUGCCCGACGGUGAUAAGGGUCUGCCUGGUCCUUCUGGUGAGCGUGGUCUCCCCGGUGACAAGGGUGACGACGGUGCCCGUGGUCUGCCCGGUUUCGACGGUCCCAAGGGUAUCAAGGGUCGCGUCGGUAUUCCCGGCCGUGACGGUACUCCCGGUCGUGACGGUGCCAAGGGUCAGCCCGGUGCCAUGGGCCAGCCUGGUCGCGAUGCUGAAGACGGUGCCAAGGGUCAGCCCGGUUCCAACGCCGAGGACGGUCUGCCCGGCCCUGCCGGUGAUGCUGGUCGCGUUGGCCCCAAGGGUCGCAAGGGUAUGGAUGGUCUCGAUGGACAGCCCGGUGCUCCCGGUGCCAAGGGUGUUUCCGGCCGUCCCGGUGAGAACGGUCUGCCCGGUGGCCCCGGACCUCGCGGUCCUGCCGGUGAUGAAGGCUACAAGGGUCAGCAGGGUGACAUGGGCCCUGGCGGUGCCGCCGGCGGCGAUGGUGCCCUCGGCCAGCAGGGUGAUGUCGGUGACCAAGGUGAUCGCGGAGACAAGGGUGACCAAGGCGAGAAGGGCCAAGACGGUGCUGACGGUAUCGACGGCCCCAAGGGUCGCAACGGCCGUGACGGUGCCGACGGUUUCGACGGUACCGACGGUAUCAAGGGUCAGGCCGGUUCUCCUGGUGACUCAGUUCCCGGACGCCGCGGUGACAUUGGUUACAAGGGUCAGCCCGGUUUCCGCGGCUCGUAUGGUGUCAAGGGUAGCGUCGGUCUGCCCGGUCGCUCCGAGCCCGUGCGUGCCUUUGAGACGGAUGCCGAGUGGCGCAGCUUCAAGGCCGCCUGGGAGGCUGCCGUUGCCGACUACGACUCGUUUGAUGGCUCCUGCGACGAUGUCAUGGACGACUUUGAGAUGACCAAGGAGGACGCCAAGGCCGUGUAUGAUGACGCCGAGGAGUUCUUUGAGCACAUCCGCAACGGUGCCGUUGAUGUCGAGGAUGUUGUUCGCAGCGCCAUUGCCAAGUUCGAGUCGGACUACGAAGAGGACGCUCGCGAUGCUUUCCAGACCGUUCAGGAAUGGAUCACCUCUCUGCGCAACUACGUGCGCUACUACCAGGAGCGCACGGCAUAA
Messenger RNA from Monosiga brevicollis MX1, 2823 nucleotides. RefSeq lists its product as uncharacterized. The record is from RefSeq and is a predicted model, not a curated record. Lineage: Eukaryota; Choanoflagellata; Craspedida; Salpingoecidae. Bases 1 to 2823 code for a protein of 940 amino acids. The transcript is spliced from 4 exons.